CUUCCUGUGUUCACAUGCGCUGAUUCAAGAGAGGCGUCAGUGACAGAGUGCGUCUGAAACGGUAACACACACUAAAUGUCUGUGUUUAAUUACAAUCUUGAGCGUUUAAAGUCUCACACUGGCAGCGUGUUCGCCUGAAGGAUCUCAGAAUGGAUAAUCGCUGUUACGGCUGUGCGUCAAAGUUCACUCUCUUCAGAAAAGAGUUGGGUUGUAGAAACUGUGGCCAUUCUUUCUGCUCUGGAUGCCUGACAUAUAAUGCUGUGGUGCCAAAAUAUGGAAACAGUCAGCAGAAAGUGUGCAAACAGUGUUAUGGAAACCUAACCAGUUCGGGCAUCCAGACUGAUGCUGGCAGAUGGUCCCCACCUGAAAACUACAAAAAGCGAGUCGCUGCUCUCGAAGCCAAACAAGCUCAGCAGAAUCAUCCUUCAAGACCUACAGGAGGAAAGAGCAGCACUGUGAGUCUGAUUCCAACCAGAGGACUCAGUAAAGAGGACCAGAUCAUCGCAGAACGACUCAACAAGCUGAGAGAGGAAACCAAGCCAAAGUCCAUUCCGUCAGAGAAGGAGCUGGAGUCUCGUCUCGCUGCCUUAAAGGCCCCGCUUCAGCCCGUGCCGUCCGCUAAAGACAUGGAGGAGCGUCUGGCUGCUCUUCAGGGACGACCCUCGCCCGCUCAAGCCCCACGGCCUGUUCAUCAGCCGCCCGACAGCAGAACUCAGACCGAGCAGGCCAAUGAUCUGAUCUCACAGAUGACAGAAGAGGUUGCUAUCGAUGACCAGCAGCCGUCUUCAGAGGAUGGACCGUUAAAUGAUCUUAAUAAACAAGAGGGCGGGGGUGUGAAUGAGAACGUGGAUGACGGCGAGCUGUCAAUCAAACAGCUGGAGGCGGAGAAGAGCCGUGUGCUGGAGGAGGCCAUGCAGGAGCUGAAGAAAGACAAACAAAACCAGCAGCAGAUGCUGGAGAUGGCCAAGAGACUGGCUUUCCUGCAGGGACGGGAUCCUGAGCAGGUCCGACUGUCAGAUUUCCAGCAGCCUGACAGUGAUGAGGAGACGGAGGAAGAGGCCAUCAACAGGGUGGUGAAACGGUUAUCAGAGGAAGCAGCUCUAGAUGAGGCCAGCGGCUACAACAUCCCACCAGAGCUCAGUGGCCCGAUGAACAGAGAGAAGGACACGUCCAGCUGGAAACCAUUCUCAUUGCCGUGGUUUAAAUCAAAGCCGGCAGCUGCUGCCUCACAGAUCCAGCGUGUAAAAGAUGAUGACCGUGAUGAGGAUGAUGAAGAGCUGCCAUGGUGCUGUAUCUGUAAUCAGGACGCCACCAUUCGCUGCCACACGUGUGAACGAGAUCUGUACUGCGCCCGCUGCUUUAGGGAAGGUCAUGACAAAUAUGACAGAAAAGAGCAUCGCACUUCCUCAUAUACGGCUCCUAAGAAAGGCAAGAAGAAAACCUGAAACCUCCACCAGCAGCCGCAGGAUUUAAGUGAUGAACUUAUUUAAUUGUAGCCAACAGAAAAUAAUAAUGUCGCUUAAAUGUGCUUCUAACGACACAAAGCAGCCUUAGACUUAAGAUUGUCCAAAGUCUUAAAAUGAUGUUGUUAUCAUCGUUGGUGGAGUUAAUAGACUCUUAGAAGCUUGAUAAAUGAUGGGUUUGUUCAGGGGCAGACUGUAAUAUGACCAUCUGUAAAUAUAAAACUGGACAACUUACGUUGCGUCUUCUCUUUGCUGGCAUUUUUCAUUGUUGUUGUGAAUAAUUGAAAGGCCAGUAUUGAGGGUAAGCAGAGCACUGUCAGAGACGAAUCACAGGAAGUCCAUGCAAUGCAUUAGUGUUCCUGAGCCAUCGUGACAUUUAAGACGCUACAUGACUUCACUGGCUUGUACUGUACUGUUAUCUGUUGGCAUCACAUUGGCAGAGAUAACAAAAAACUAAAUUAAAAUAAAUGGAAAACAUUGAAUGUA
This is a messenger RNA of Cyprinus carpio (common carp), 1949 nucleotides long. It is a transcript of the gene zfyve19, whose product is annotated as zinc finger, FYVE domain containing 19. Gene Ontology annotation, cellular component: midbody; cleavage furrow; centrosome. Gene Ontology annotation, biological process: abscission; mitotic cytokinesis checkpoint signaling. The record is from RefSeq and is a predicted model, not a curated record. Gene Ontology annotation, molecular function: phosphatidylinositol-3-phosphate binding; metal ion binding. Lineage: Eukaryota; Metazoa; Chordata; Actinopteri; Cypriniformes; Cyprinidae.